This is a messenger RNA of Electrophorus electricus (electric eel), 1879 nucleotides long. Lineage: Eukaryota; Metazoa; Chordata; Actinopteri; Gymnotiformes; Gymnotidae. The record is from RefSeq and is a predicted model, not a curated record.
GCUGAGCUCACACAUUACAACGCUGCAUUGGAGAGCGUAUCUCGAACCCCCCGCAAACGCACACGACAGCAGCUGCAACCUUGCCUACAAGCUGGCGUGAGGAGGGGAGGGGUGCAUCGAUUCUCCCCAUCGCCUCAGCUAAGAACCCAGAUAUGGAAACAACGGCAUUGCGGGACUAGUUGUGCGUCCUCGCUCGGGCAACUUGACUGGAACUUCUACCACAAAACACUGAAUCACAUUGCAGUUAUGUCUCACCGUUCGUAGGUAUGAGCAGGCAAAACGACCUGUAUUUGCACUACUUUUGUUUUUCUCGUUUUUACCGACUUUAGUGUCUUUAGUGCGUCGCGUUUAAAUACGUCGCAGUCUACCUCUGUAGGGUGAAAAAAGCUAGUUGCUGCGAAAAGUGACCGGAUGCUACCUCACGUAGGCGACACCUGGAUUUGCUGCAUCUGCAAUGAUCGGAGCGUGACUCCUUAAAGACGAGCAGAGUGUCAGUGUUGUUUGCGUUUGCGUUUUUACCUAACAAUUUAAUUCGUCUACAAGACUGUGCUUCCAUCAGCAUGGAGUUGAUCAGGUUCAGGACCCUGGACAGCGUUGGAGUUUUCCUCUGUUUUCUAUGGUUACUGUCAAAGGUUUUGUCGGAACAAGAAGUUGAAAACCUGUCGGGGCUAUCAGCAAACCCCGACAAAGACAUUUUUGUCGUGCGUGAAAAUGGGACAACUUGCUUAAUGGCGGAAUUUGCGGUUAGAUUUUUAGUCCCAUAUGACGUCCUUGCACUGAAUGGCAUAGACUUAAUUACAGAACAGGCAACACUUGCACUUCCCCGUGGGGCUGAGAUAGAGGGGAAAUGCGGAAACACAGAUGCCGAGCUCUACGUUUCUUGGAUGAAUAACGCCUACACCUUUCGCAUCUACUUUUCAAAGGAGAAACGCACCGUGGGAAGCGAUGGUAAAGAAAAGGAAACUGAAAUAUGGAAGAUCAACAAGGUUCAGCUGGUUUAUGACACAUCUGAGUCAUCGCAUUUCAUCAACGCAUACAACCCGACUUCACGGGCAUCUUUGCUGUGGUCAGCGGGGAAACGCACUGCCAGCACCCACCGCCUGUCGGCACUUGUGACUCCAGCCGGCCGAUCGUACGUGUGCACAGCUCAGCAGACCCUCACGCUCCUUUCCAGUGACCACCAGAAGGGCAUUACCAUUUCCAUGUCUGACAUCCAAAUCCAGCCUUUUGACAUCAAGAGUGACUUUGUGUUCAGUGAACCAUACAAGUGCAUGACAGACCAGCGAGAGCAGCUGGAGGAGACUCUGCCUCUGGUGUUGGGCCUCAUCCUGGGCCUCAUCAUCGUCAUCACCGUCACUAUCUACCACUUCCACCUGAAACUGACCGCGCCCCAAUCCCAGCUGCCCCGGGACCGUUCCCUCUACAAGAACAUGUAAAGACACUUGCACCAUGGACCCUGCCUGGCCCCAGGGGAACAGCUCUGAUACUUGACACACUUUGUCCUAAAAUCCCGGGACCUUCUGAGUUGUUCCAUCCUCUGUGACUAUUAGAAAAUACGUUGACCAUCAUGUCUUGCAUUUGCCAUUCAUGUCUGUUUUGUUUGUAGAAUUAUUUAUGGUUUUGCACAUGUACAAUAUCUUGUUAAAAUGUUACAUGGAAAAGAAAGAAAAUCACAUUUGACACAUUGAUUGAAUAUAUCAUGUUGUGUGCUGUAAGAAUAUCAAUGUACUAAACUGAAGCUACUUCAGUUCUAUUAAAGUAUAUACAAAAAUAUAGAUAUUUUAUUAUGACAUAUGGCUGAAGCUAGAGUGAAAUCAUGGCAAAAUUGUUUUGUCAAAUUCUACUUAAGAAUAAAUUAUUUUAUGUGUGUCCAUUUCAA